UGUCCUGGCGAAAGGCUCACCACGUUGUCGACCUAUAAAGACAUCAUGCCAUCGCGUUCCAUUCUUUAGUCAUGGCAGAGUCAACAAUUCCUCAAUACGUUGGAUGAACACGAAAGAAUCGGCAUUUCCUAGUACAAUGCGUUCUCUUCGCUCUUUCCUCCUUUUUGCUAGUAGCAUCGUCAUGGUCGGCUCGUCCGUCGGCGACGCAGGCCUCAUGUCGAGGGUUAACGUCGUAUCCCGUACUUUCCAGCCCGAGGAUGCCGAUGACGGCUUCAGCGGCACCCUCACCAUCAAUCCGAACCUGACCAACGAAUACUUCAAGAAUGAAGUGGGCAUCGACAUCGAGAAGCUACAGCGCCACCCCGAGCUCUUCUCCACAAACUCCAUUGGAAAUUACACGUUUCCGGAGGGGAGCGGCGCCGAGGGCACCUUGUUCUGGAAUUUGACUGGAUACGACGGCACCAACUCCUCGGUCGCGGCAUACGAGCACUUAACCUGUCGCGAGUGUUUAAUAAUAUGUUCAUCAACGUGGCUUAUUCCCUUCGGGUUCAUUAUGUAAGCAUAUACACACUCUCCUCCGUAUUAUAAGCAUAGUGUUCUAGACGCUGAUUUGUGAAACGCAGUUGCGUCGUAUGUAGCGCUAAGAUGCAUUGUAUUACAUAGUGUCACACGGAAGUGUGGAAGUUCUCGAAUAUCCUGGGUUGGCGGAAACGUCUUUUUAUGUUCAAAAGCAUCAUGUCUCCUUUCUUCUCAUGCCAUAUGAGUUCAUAGUUACAUGAUAAAUUUCCCUCGCAACCCCAAGCUGCACGGUUACCUGACUCUUAAGUGUGUAACAGACCUAUCUGUACUGCGUGACAAAGAUCGCCAUGAGUAAUCACGUAUUACCGAGUAGCUAGAAGAUGAAGCGGUCAGUCGGGCAAAGUAGCGAAAAGCUACUAUAUCUUGUGUAUCAUCAAGAUAUCUUGGUGUACAAAGUAGACCUUAUACACUCCUCUCAGACUUAGGCACAAGCUCACCAUUUACGUUUAGUACAUAGGACUCGA
Messenger RNA from Annulohypoxylon truncatum, 1043 nucleotides. RefSeq lists its product as uncharacterized. The coding region runs from base 104 to 559 and encodes 151 amino acids. The record is from RefSeq and is a predicted model, not a curated record. The transcript is spliced from 2 exons. NCBI's taxonomy places the organism in Eukaryota, Fungi, Ascomycota, Sordariomycetes, Xylariales, Hypoxylaceae.